Molecule: messenger RNA, 540 nt
Organism: Volvox carteri f. nagariensis
Lineage: Eukaryota; Viridiplantae; Chlorophyta; Chlorophyceae; Chlamydomonadales; Volvocaceae
Exons: 2
Coding region: 1-540 (179 amino acids)
Source: RefSeq, a predicted model, not a curated record
AUGCCAGGGGAUGCUAUUCGCAAGGAUAGGAAUCAUGUCGUUUUGGACGGAGGCAGCGUUCCCGACACGUCGAUUCCUCAGCUGAAGGCGAAAGCCGAGCUCUACGACCUGUCCGGCUUGGCCAGUUCAGGCAUGAACAAGGUCAAGUUGUGCGCGGUGGACGCAGUUUUCAAGAACGAGGGUGUUGUCGUGGAGGAGCUGAACGACUUUCUCGAGAAGCACCCUUUCGGCCCCUACGACAAUCUGUCGGAGGCUUCGCGUGAGCUGCAAAAGCUUCGCAAAAAGGGGAAAACCGAAAAGGCCGAUAUGCUCAAGGCGCUGCUGCAGCAGUUCGCGGUGUCCCAGGGAGCCAACGCCAACGCCUUCGAACAGCUACCGGCGCUGCUGAAGCUCAUGCGCCAGCGCAACGAGUUCGCGCACCCAUAUGACAAAGCCUACCUCGUCAGGGAAAUGGAGAAGGGCAACCCUGACCUGUCGUCCAUCAGCGACAUGCUCACGCUGUUUGUUGUUGCUGACAGCCGGAGCUCAAAGAAUGGGUGA